Molecule: messenger RNA, 535 nt
Organism: Rubroshorea leprosula
Lineage: Eukaryota; Viridiplantae; Streptophyta; Magnoliopsida; Malvales; Dipterocarpaceae
Source: the annotation of a GenBank genome assembly
CUUUCUUUCCCUUUUUAAGCUCCCUGAGUCUCUCUGUUUUCUUCACUUACAACAAUGGCUUCUGCACCGGAAUCACUUAUCAGGCUUCUAAUCCUCGUCCUCAUCACCUACAUUGUCGUUCUGGGUUCAAAAGUUGAAGCUCAGGCGGAUGAUUUGACCUUGGGUCUAAUAACGGAUGCUCUGGAGUGGCAGCUGCCAAUGUCGGCGUACGGUACCUUCGAUAUCGCAGAGGACGGCGCUAAUGACGUGGGUGAGGAAGGGGAAGAUGAGUUUGGUCGGAGAUCUUUGUUCUGGUAGAGAAUGCAUUACUACAUUUCGCACGGGGCUCUGUCUGCUAACAGGGUCCCCUGCCCACCUCGCUCAGGGAGGUCGUACUAUACCCACAACUGUUUCAGGGCUCAUGGUAUUGUUCACCCAUACACCCGGAGCUGUUCUAAGAUCACUCGCUGCAGGAGAUAGGUUAUAUAUGUUGUGUUAAUUUAGUAUGUGUUAAUGGGUAUUUGUGGGUUUGGCUAAUUGUGUUGAAACUUUAAUU